AUGGGUCCAUUCCUUUCUAAACUUGUCUUCCUUGACUUCUUCCACAGUAAUUUGCAUGGGUCAAUACCUCAUGAGCUAUGGAAGCUUAAAUCUCUCACUGAACUUGUGUUGCGUGAGAAUCAUUUCUCUGGUUCAAUCCCAGCUUCCAUUGGAAAUUUGACCAACUUAUUUACUCUCUCUCUUCACCAAAAUAAGUUCUCUGGGUUGAUACCUAAAGAGGUAGGCAUGCUUAAAUGUCUCAUUGAACUUAAGUUGUCUAACAAUAGUUUCUAUGGGUCAAUUCCUUCAACGUUUACCAAUUUUACUUAUUUGCAACAUUUACAAUUUGGGCAUAACCAUCUCACUGGUCCAUUUCCUGAGAAUAUAUGCAUAGGUGGAUCACUCACAUAUUUUGGAGCUAUGAGUAAUAAUCUGACAGGUGAGAUCCCAUCAAGUUUGAGAGAUUGCAAAAGCUUAUAUAGAGUUAGGCUUGAAGGAAACCACUUGACCGGUAAUAUAUCAGAAGCUUUUGGUGUCUAUCCAAAUUUGAGUUUCAUUGCAUUAAGUGGUAAAAGAUUUUAUGGCGAAAUUUCUCCCAAGUGGAGCCAAUGCCAUAACCUUCAAGGCUUAGUAAUCGCCAAUAAUAACAUUACCGGAAAGAUACCACUUGAGUUGGGACACGCAACUCAAUUGCAUGUACUUGAUCUCUCUUCAAAUCAUCUAAUCGGUGAGAUCCCCAAGGAACUAGGAAAAUUGACAAUGAUGAACCAUUUGAGUCAGAAUUCACUUGUUGGAGGCAUCCCACAACAGUUUGGAAAAUUACAAUCCUUGGAAGUAUUGAACCUCUCUCACAAUAUGCUUAAUGGUUCCAUCCUAGAACCUUUUAAUGAUUUGCGUGGUUUGAGAUUUGUGAACAUAUCUUUCAAUCAAUUCGAAGGACCUAUUCCAAAUCUUAAGGCUUUUCAUGAGGCUUCGUUUGAUGCCUUAAGAAACAAUAAAGGCCUAUGCGGUAAUGCCACUAGACUAACGCCUUGUUUUAUGCUUUCUCAAGCCAAUCAUGGUCAUAGAAAAAGUACCAAACUCAUCAUUUUAGUUGUGCUUCCACUUUUUGGUGGUAUACUUUUGUUGUUUAUAUUGGUUGGAAGUUUCCUUGCUUUUUACAAGAAGACUCCAGCCAUAAAAUCGCCAAGGGAAGAACAACAUGGAGAUAUUUUCACAACAUUGGGAUUUAAUGGAAGAAUACUCCACGACGGCAUCAUUGAAGCCACUGAAGAUUUCAGCUCCAACUAUUGCAUUGGUCCGGGAGGAUAUGGAACUGUUUAUAAAGCUGCAUUACCAACUGGUCAAGUGGUUGCAGUGAAGAAGCUUCACCAAUCUGAAGACAACAUGCUCAACAACAACUUGAAAGCCUUUGAAAGCGAGAUUAUUGCUUUACUAGAAAUAAGGCACCGUAACAUUGUGCAAAUGUAUGGCUUUUGUUCACAUCCAAAGCAUUCUUUUUUGGUUUAUGAGUUUUUAGAAAGGGGGAGUUUGAAAAUGGUCUUAAGCAACAAUGAACAGGCAAAGGAGUUGGAUUGGAAGAGGAGGCUAAAUGUUGUUAAAGGAUUGGCCAAUGCUCUAUCUUAUAUGCAUCACAACCGUUCACAACCUAUAAUUCAUCGAGACAUUUCUAGCAACAAUGUUCUCUUGGAUUUGGACUAUGAAGCUCGUGUAUCUGAUUUUGGCACUGCAAGGAUUUUAAAGCCUGACUCCUCCAACUGGACUUCACUUGCAGGAACCUACGGGUAUAUAGCUCCAGAGUGGAGGUCAUCGUACUUUUUGCUCUGCUCUGCUACCAUCACUCGUGCCUCUGCCUCUCUCGCUGCAGCCGCUGCCUCCCUCUCUGCUGCCUCCGCUCUAAGUUGUUGUUAG
Molecule: messenger RNA, 1890 nt
Organism: Gossypium arboreum
Lineage: Eukaryota; Viridiplantae; Streptophyta; Magnoliopsida; Malvales; Malvaceae
Product: MDIS1-interacting receptor like kinase 2-like
Exons: 3
Coding region: 1-1890 (629 amino acids)
Biological process (GO): protein phosphorylation
Molecular function (GO): protein kinase activity; ATP binding; protein binding
Source: RefSeq, a predicted model, not a curated record